GGCGGCGCGAACGACGACUACCUCUGCGCGCGCAACGACUACGGCCAGACGGCGCUCCACCUCGCCGUGCGACAGAACCGCCUCGAUUUGGUGGAUUUGUACGCGCGGCGGCGGCUGUGCCUCGACGCCGCGAACUUGGACGGCGACACGCCGCUCCACUACGCCGCCGUCUUCCAGCGCACGGACGCCGUCUGGAUGCUGCUGGGCGCCGGGGCGGACCCGGGCGCGACCAACGCCGACGGCGCGACGCCCCUCGACGACGCGCGCGAGAACCGCGCGCGGACCGUCGUCGCCGUCCUCGAG
This is a messenger RNA of Aureococcus anophagefferens, 303 nucleotides long. RefSeq lists its product as hypothetical. Lineage: Eukaryota; Pelagophyceae; Pelagomonadales; Pelagomonadaceae. Gene Ontology annotation, molecular function: protein binding. The record is from RefSeq and is a predicted model, not a curated record. The annotation marks the transcript as partial. The transcript has a single exon.